AUGGAGUUGGGUGUGCGGCCGUUUCCCUGGCGGCCUCACUUCUUUGAACUCUUCAUCGUUUUGUUGUGUACAUUUUCUCUCUCUUUUCGAUUAGCACAAUCUGCUUCAACGAGGGAAACUUGUCGAUUAAUAGGUGAGGAAAAGCUGAUCGACAUUGAGGGUUGUCCUCUUCAAGUUGUCAGAGUGAAUGCCUGCGCUGGUUACUGUCACUCGCAUACACUUUUCAAUCCAAUCGACGGGAAUUUCUUGAGAAGGUCACAAUGUUGUCGAAUGGUCGAUAAGGAUUAUGUGACAAAGACGCUAAAUUGUGAAUCGGGUGAGCGUGUGGUGAGAAUACCGACAGCAAUUCAAUGUUCAUGCAUGGAAUGUGCUCCAUCGACGGAAAGGAGACGA
Messenger RNA from Mesorhabditis belari, 393 nucleotides. The record is from the annotation of a GenBank genome assembly. Lineage: Eukaryota; Metazoa; Nematoda; Chromadorea; Rhabditida; Rhabditidae.